UGUUUCUCACACGGAAGAAAACAAAGAGAGACAGAUAACAUGCGGAUCAUCUUCACUUUACUCAAUUGUCAUCUAAACUGUUAGCAACUGCAACUGCAUUUUACUGUAGUCAUUGCUAUUACUUUGUGUUAAAUAUCCUGAUUUCAUUCAUGGACCGUAAGGAUGUUCUGAAGGAUGACGAGGCAGCAGAGACGAUGUCGGAGGCUGACAGCAUCGACUCUUUCACAACGAGUCCGCCCAAGAAGGAGAAAGUACUAACAGGACGAGGAGUGACCCUGAGUAUGCUCAUGGGUGAUGGGGUAGUCGAGGCUGGGAAAGAUUGCCUCUCCAUUGAAUACCUGGGGAGUAAGUUCACCGCCGACCUGAUGACAGAUGGGAGAAUAUUUUGGAGCAAAGAGAAACAAAUCUUCAACUCACCAAGUGCCUGGGCCAUUCACAUCAAAUCCAUUCUCAAUCCUGGCAAGAGAUCUGGAUGUGGAUGGGCUUCGGUCAAAUACAAUGGCAAAAAGCUUGAUGUUGUCAAGUCACAAUGGUUUAGAAACAUGAAGAUUCCUUAUCUGGAUGAUGAUAAUAGUUCCCACGACAACUCCAGCUUGCUUGAGAAUGGUAACCACUCUCCUGGCAGGCCGGGAGAAAGUGACGCCGAUGACGAGGUUUCAGAAGACAACCGGCCCUGUCCACCGAUGUCAAAGGUUACAAAGAAUCUCAAGAGGAAGUUGGGGGAUGAGAAUGAUAAUCAUAGAAUAGAUCUUCAGAAAAUGAAAAAUGGCGAUAGCCCUCCCAAAACCAAAGUCAUUCAGUAUUCAUCAUUGAAAAAGAAAAGUGCAAAUAAGGAUCCACAUACAUUGGUUAAGUGUCUGUCUUUCAAAGAAAUGGGGAAGCUUCAGCCUUUCACCGUUUCCAUCACCACAAACUGUCUUCUUAUAGUGGACUUUCACUGUCAUCUCACCACCAGCGAAGUGAUAGGUUAUUUAGCUGGCAAGUGGGAUCCAGAAACUCAACAUAUGAGUAUCCUCCAGGCCUUCCCUUGUCGAUGUCGACUCGGUGAGAAGCAGAGCGGGGCCAGCGUAGAGACGGAGAUCCGUCAGUCCAUGACGAGCAGAGGACUCCAGCUGGUCGGCUGGUAUCACAGUCAUCCAUGUAGCCCCGCCCACCCGUCACUAAGGGAUAUAGAAUGCCAGAUGAACUACCAACUCAAACUGAAAGGAGACGGGAUGUCGUAUCAACCUUGCCUAGCUUUGAUCUGUGCUCCUUAUAGUAGACACAAGGCCACCAAAGACUCACAGAUGAAAGCACUAUGGGUUAUGCCGCCUGAAGAAGAGAAAGCUAGCCUGUACGGUAUGCCGAUGGACAUGGGCUUCUCGUGGCAACAAGAUAUAUUCCUCACUCAAGAAGUUUUAGCUGAGAUGAAAUACCUUGUGGAAUACUAUAAGGACAGUUCUGAUAUGGUGCUUUUGAACGAAACUUGGUUUGAGAAAGAGUCCUUUCUCGACAAAAUGAAGGGUUCCCUGUCCAAGAAAUUCCCCAAGGACAGAUCAGACAAGAGGUUGCUGGAUUUCAUAGACGACAUUCUCACAUAGCAAACGUGUAAGGGAUUCAAUCCAAUCUUUCUUAUAUGAUUCCAAGUAUAAGUACAGUCAAACCUGUCUACAGCGACCGCCCAAGGGAAACACAAAAUGUGGCCUUUGUAGACAGGUGGUUUGUG
Molecule: messenger RNA, 1705 nt
Organism: Strongylocentrotus purpuratus (purple sea urchin)
Lineage: Eukaryota; Metazoa; Echinodermata; Echinoidea; Camarodonta; Strongylocentrotidae
Product: MPN domain-containing protein
Exons: 13
Coding region: 150-1580 (476 amino acids)
Biological process (GO): double-strand break repair
Cellular component (GO): BRCA1-A complex; BRISC complex
Molecular function (GO): metallopeptidase activity; polyubiquitin modification-dependent protein binding
Source: RefSeq, a predicted model, not a curated record